GUGAUUCCACAUUCCAGGCAGGUUUGCUGAAAAUGCAGACAUGAAGAAUUGGGAAUAAGUAACUAAACGUCAAAUAUAAAGAUGCCUACAGGCGAUUCUAGAAAGGAUUACAUUCUUGCUACUACAGCAAACUAUUUUGGAUUGGGAGUCAGUGAUGCUGCCAUUACAGCUCUCCAAGAUUCCACGGCUCUGAACAGCUUCCUUGACGAUGGAAACAUCGAUCUGUGUGCAGGAAGAAUUGAAACCAGGGGGAGCACAAAGAGAUUGGGCUUCUCCAACAAGCUGGAGCCCAAUGAAAGCAAAGAAAAGGUUAUUGUCUUCUUCAAAGUUAGCCCAGAAGUGAUCACUCCAGAUAACCUUCACACAAACACCAUAGUGUCCACGAUGAUCGACUCCCCCCUGAGCACGCUCUAUCAUGCUGUCCAGAAAAUAUAUGCCCCUCUGAUGCUAGAGGAUGGAAAAUGGAGUCGGACACUUGACCCCAAGCUGCAGAGCUUGAUCAGCGAGCUGGAGGCUGGACUCGGAAGUGCCAUCAGAAAGCAGGAUCCCUCAUUCAAAGGGAAGGGAGACAAUGCUGAUAACUUAGGAAGUAUUCUGAGUCCUGUGGAUGAGUUCCAGUACUGGGGAGACAUGGCCAGAAGCGAUGAGAGGGCUUCCCAGUUUGUGGACCUCUUUAAGCCAAUCAGUAAAGAGUUUGGGGGCCUGGACACCAUGGAGAUGAUGGAUGUCAUGGAGCUGGUGGAGAUUGCUCAGGACACACUGGAUGAUGUCUGGAAGUUUGUCGACUUUGACGCCUACCCGGAGCCCAGAAUGAAACAUCUCAUGGAUGUCAUUGGUGGUAGUCUUGGAAGAUAUGUCCAAAGAAAGCUAUCAGAAGUUGACCUUUGGACUGGGAAUUUUGGAAUGGUCAAGGAAGACUUGAGAUCAGGUGUGGCCAUCUGUGAGAGAUGGGUUGGGGUCUGUGAAACCCUGACCACUCAGUUCUGGAAGAGCUUCCGCCUACAUCCAUGGAAGGGAGAGAAAUAUAUUCCAGAAAAUUUGAAGCAGCUUGCAAAUAGAUUGGAAGAGAUUCUUACACUAAGAAUAGUGCAUGAGCAACAGAUCCGCCUGCUUUCAUCGUCAGAGCAGAAAGAUCUUCGCACUGCUGAGGCCUUCCAUCCUUUUAUGGGACUGAAUCCUCUACAGUAUAACCCUUAUACCAUGCCCCUGUGGAAUGCUGCUGUGGCUCAGUAUGACAAAAUCAUGGCUCCCGUGGAACAGAAAAUAGCCGGAAAAUUAAGGUCACAGUUCAAAGGUCUAGAAGGUUAUCCCCAGCAGUUAUUAAGAGAGUUUCAGAGGUAUAAAGAAUUGAUAAAAAGACCUAGUAUAAAGAAGGAAAUGGUGUCUGAAAGAGAAACUCUCCUUGGACAAUUAAAUGUGAAUUUGAGAGAAACUGAAGAUGAUUUCCAGAAAAGAACUGGACAAAGAGCUGGCAACAAAGGAAUACCAAAGGGGAAAAAUCUCCCAGAGAUUGUCAAUGCCAUUGUGUUUGUCAGGCAACUGGAGGCUAAGACAGAGGAAACCAUCAAAACAGCUGAGACAUUAUUGGGAGACUUGUCAGGGUUCUCUAAGUUCCGAAAAGACGCCCAGGAGCUGCUGGAUGAGCUGAGACAAUGGCGACAGGAGCAGUUUGAUGAUUGGACGAGAGACAUCACGGACAGAAUCAGUGACCCCAAGGAACCUCUCUGCUUGGAGACCAAUGGUAGACUGAUGGAACUGAAUCACAAGACCGGGAAGCUACAGGUCAAUUACGGAGACCGUCUGGUGACCUUGAUGAGGGAGGUCAGACAGCUCAGUGGGAUGGGCUUUGCUGUUCCCGCCAAAAUCCAACACGUCUGCAACACAGCCCAGAAGUUCUACAGACAUGGAGUUGUUCUGAAACAGGUGGCUCAUUUCUACAACACAUUGGACCAGCAGAUGAUUUCAUGUCAACAGCCAAUGAUGUUGAACUCAGCCAUUGCUUUUGAGAAACUGGUGAAAAACCCCAAAACAGGGAGUAAAGCAAAAGGAGAAAAUGUGGAGAUUACUUGGGACGAUCCAGAGGAGCUGGACAAAUACAUCCACAAACUGCAGAAAGCGGCCGAAAGACUGACCACUGAGAACCGCAAGCUGAGGAAAUGUCACCUGACCGUCUGUGAGAAGGUCCAGACACUGAUGGGGGUGGAUCUGCUGAGACAGCAGCAGAAGUGGAAGGAUGGACUUAUGGAAAUCCGGCACCUGAUGGCCAAUCUUGUGCAGCAGGGUUUUUCAUCGGAUCACAUGCGCCCUUGGAAGGCCCACUGGGACAGACAGCUGUACAAGGCUCUGGAGCACCAGUACCAGAUGGGACUGGAGGCACUCAAUGAGAACCUCCCGGAAAUCAAGGUGGAACUGACCUACAGACAACAGCAACUGCAGUUCCGUCCUCCAUUUGAGGAGAUCAAGGCCAAGUAUUUCCGAGAGAUGAAGCGUUUCAUCAGUAUCCCUAACAACUUCAAAGGAGUGGGAGACGAUACCACCAACCUGAUAUUUCCUGCCAUCAUCGACCGAAAUGCUGAAGGAUUCAUCACCUGUUACAGGAAAGCCGAUGCUCUGUUCAAGAGACUGGAAACCGCUCAACAUCAGUUCAAGCAAUGGUGUGUCCUUGGAGCCCUUGACCUUGACCAGUUUGUGGAGGACAAUCUGAAGGACCUGUCAGACUGGGAGAAGAACUUCAAAGGUCUGAAGGCCCGGGGGAGGGACGCAGAGAAAUUACCCAGCCAAAUCAAGGUUGAUUGCAUCACUGUCAACACCAACCCUGUGAAGGCAGUGAUUGAUGACCACAUACAGAGGUUGUUUGAUGCCCUCCUGAACUCCUUACGGAAGGCCAUCAGUACGGAGGUCAACUCCAUCGAUGGCUUCCUGAAGGAUGCCAUGGAAACUCUGUCUAAGCGGCCACAGAGUGUGGAGGAAAUAGGAGAGGCUAAUGGCAAGCACGCGGAAUUCCUCAAGAAAAAGAAAGAGAUCCAGCCCCUGUUUAUGAAGGCAGAGGCCAAGAACAAACUGCUGCGGUCAGUAGCAGGCGGGGGAGUGGACUCACUCAGCUCCCUCCAAGCCUUUUGGGACAAGUUUGAAUUGAUGAUGGAGAGUCACCAACUUAUGGUCAAAGAACAGGUUGAGGUAAUGAAGAACAAUGUGGACUCGCGAGUGAAGGCCUUUAUCCAGGAAGUGGAGAAGUUUGCGGCCCGCUGGCACCAGUUGAAGCCUGGUGACGACGCACUGGACGGAGACAGAAAGAAGUGUGAGGCGGCUGUACAGGUCAUCAAGGACAAACGACAGGAGUUCGCAGAGCUGGAGAAGACCAGAGAGACACUCGUACAUGACUGUGAACAUUUUGGAAUGGAGUUGCCUGAUCUGGAGGUUGCUAAUGAACUGAAGGCUGACAUGUCUAACUUUGAGAGCAUGUGGGGACUGUAUGAACAAUUCAACAAUGGACUCCAGGAACUGGCCAAAGAGGAUUGGAUCUCAUUCAGGAGCAAGGCCUACAUGUUUGAGGAAUUCCUGAGUUCAUGGUAUGAGAAGUUGAAAUCGGAAGAGCCCACCACUAUGACAGUCAGAUUGCAGAAGGACAUUGAUAAAUACAAGAAUGUACUCCCAGUGCUGAAAUGGGUGCGUGGAGAGCCUCUCUCCCAGGAUCACUGGAUGGAGCUAUUCCGUCUGCUUCAUAUGCCCAGGGGAACUACACUGGAGAAGCUGAACUUUGGCCAUGUUCUCAACGCCAGUGAUGAAAUCAUCAGGAAUGCAGAUGCCCUGAAGGAGUUGAACCAGCGUGCCCAGGGUGAGGUGACAAUCCGUGAAGCCAUCAGGGAGCUGGACCUGUGGGGGGCAGGGGCGGUGUUCACCCUCACAGAGUACGAGGACAGUAACAAGAACGGCAUCAUGCUGAUCAAGGACUGGAAGGACCUGGUCAACCAAGUUGGAGACAACCAGGCAUUGCUGCAGUCUCUGAAGGACUCCCCAUACUACAAGAGCUUCGAGGACAAAGCCUCAGUCUGGGAGCAGAGGCUUGCUGAUCUGGAUGAGUAUCUCCACAACCUGAAUCAGAUCCAGAGAAAGUGGGUCUACCUGGAGCCAAUCUUUGGAAGAGGAGCCCUUCCCAAGGAGCAAGGACGAUUCAAGAGGGUGGAUGAUGAUUUCAGGAACAUUAUGAUGGAUGUCCGUCGAGACAACAGGGUGUUGUCCUUAGUUAGCAAGGCAGGACUGAGGAACCUUCUGACCACCAUGUUGGAUCAGCUUCAGAGAUGCCAGAAGUCUCUCAAUGAAUUCUUAGAGGAGAAAAGAUCACUGUUUCCCCGCUUCUACUUCAUUGGAGACGAUGACUUACUAGAGAUCCUGGGACAGUCUACUAAUCCCAAUGUGAUCCAGACACAUCUGAAGAAGCUGUUUGCUGGGAUUCACAGUGUGGAGUUUGAUGACAAUGCCCAGCACAUCCUGGCCAUGAAAUCCCUGGAUGGAGAGGUGGUGCCACUGCUUAGGAAAGUCAAGAUUAUGCCAGAAGUGGAGAUUUGGCUGGGAAAACUUGCUGAUGAAAUGAAAGAAACUCUACAGGAACUCCUGAGGGAGUGUUUGAAAGAUGCUAAAGGAGGCAAGGGAAGUCUGGACCCAGGCAAAUAUCCAUCGCAGAUUCUGUGUUUAGCUGAACAGAUCCGAUUCACAGAGAUGUGUGAGCAUGCUAUUUCUAAAGGCACCCUCCCUCAGUACAACAAAGAGCUGGCCUCCCAGCUCGAGUCCUACACUGACGUCGACCUUGGGGACAGCUCCAGUGAUACACAGACUCAUGUUCUUGACCUCAAGCUGAAGGCCCUCAUCCUGGACACUAUCCAUGCAAUUGACGUGGUCCAUCAGCUGAUGCAGGCUGGAACUCGCUCACCAGAUGAGUGGAUGUGGAACAAACAGCUGAGAUUCUACAUGAACAGAAAAGGCCUGUGUAGCAUAAAUAUGGUGGAUGCUGAGUUUGAGUACACUUAUGAGUACCAGGGCAAUGCUGCUAAACUGGUGCACACCCCACUGACAGACAAGUGCUACCUGACGCUCACACAAGGUAUGCACAUGGGGCUGGGAGGAAAUCCCUAUGGUCCUGCAGGUACUGGGAAGACAGAGUCUGUGAAGGCCAUGGGGGGACUGUUUGGGCGACAAGUGCUGGUCUUCAACUGUGAUGAGGGUAUAGAUGUGAAGUCCAUGGGGAGGAUCUUCAUUGGUCUAGUGAAGUGUGGAGCGUGGGGAUGUUUUGACGAGUUUAACCGUCUGGAGGAAGCUGUGCUUUCAGCCGUAUCCAUGCAGAUCCAGGUCAUCCAGGAUGCCAUUAAAAACCGUGCUCCAAUGGCAGAGCUGCUUGGGAGAAAUGUUGAUAUUGACCACAACUCUGGAAUUUUCAUUACCAUGAACCCAGCAGGCAAGGGUUAUGGAGGUCGUCAGAAGUUACCGGACAACUUGAAGCAGUUGUUCCGACCGGUGGCCAUGUCUAAGCCAGACAAUGAGCAGAUCGCUGAAGUCAUCCUGUUCUCUGAAGGAUUCAAGGCAGGCAAAGAAUUGGGAAGGAAACUGGUGGCUGUGUUCAACCUCUCCAAGGAGUUGCUGACUCCCCAGCAGCACUAUGACUGGGGACUGAGGGCCCUGAAGACAGUACUGAGGGGCUGUGGGAACCUGCUGCAGCAGGCCAAGAAAAAGGGAGCCAAGGUGGAUGGUAAAUUUGAAGCCAAGUUAGUGGUGCAGGCCCUGAGAAUCAACACCCUGUCCAAACUGACGUUCUCGGACUGUGCUCGCUUCAAUGCUCUGAUGAAGGAUGUGUUCCCGGGGAUUGAGUUCAAGGACAUUGAGUAUGAGGAGCUGGCCGAGGCCAUCAGAUCUGUGUGUAAGGAGGCCAACUUAAGGGUCAACGAAAUCCAGAUCAAGAAGGCCCUGGAGCUGUAUGAACAGCUGAGACAGAGGACAGGGGUGGUGGUGGUGGGCCCCAGUGGUUCUGGAAAAACCACGCUGUGGCGAAUCCUCAGGCAGGGACUCCACAAACUCAACAAGGAGGUCAAAAAGUACACCAUGAACCCUAAGGCCAUGCACAGGACACAGUUGCUGGGUCAGAUUGACAUAGAUACCAGAGAAUGGACUGAUGGAGUCCUGACCUACAGUGCCAGACAAGUGGUCAAAGAACCUCAGGAGAUCCAGUCCUGGAUUAUUUGUGAUGGUGACAUUGAUCCGGAGUGGAUCGAGUCCCUGAAUUCAGUACUGGAUGACAACAGGCUCCUUACCAUGCCUUCUGGAGAGAGGAUCCAAUUUGGACCUAACGUGAACUUCCUGUUUGAGACCCAUGACUUGAGCUGUGCCUCCCCUGCCACCAUUUCUAGAAUGGGAAUGAUCUUCCUCAGUGAUGAGGACACAGACAUUAAGGCUGUGGUCACCUCCUGGCUGAGCUCCCAGCCUGAGAGUGAACAACACAUCCUGUCAGGCUGGAUUGAGGACCACUUCUACAAGGCUGUCGACUGGGUUCUGAAGCAGAAUGACUUUGUGGUGGAGACCAGUCUGAUUGGGGUGGUGCUGAAUGGACUCUCUCAUCUGCACAAUGUCCGGAACAAGGCACACUUUGCCGUCUGCCUGAUCCAUGGAUUGGGAGGAAACCUGAACGAAGGAAGCAGAGAGGCAUUUGCAAAAGAGGUGUUUGCCUGGACUCAAGAAAUGCCACCAGACUCAAGGCGCCCGCUGGACACGUUCUACGAUGAGAAUAUGGGACGUCUAAUGACCUACAACAUGGAGGCCACCAGAGACCUGAGUGCAGACAACUUUACGACUGGGGGGUCCCUCCCUGUGGUCAGAACUGGAGAUGUACAGCGGGGCCUGGACUACUUUGCCCCCUGGCUACAGCCCGACAACAAACAGCCCUUCAUCUUAGUGGGACCCGAGGGCUGUGGAAAGGGGAUGUUGCUGAAGCAUUGCUUUGAGCAGCUGAGGUCCACCCAGGUGGCUGUGGUUCACUGCAGUGCCCAGACAAACCCCACCCACGUUCUACAGAAGCUGAGCCAGAGCUGCAUGGUUUUGAACACAAACACUGGCCGUGUGUACCGACCCAAGGACUGUGAACGCCUGGUUCUGUACCUGAAGGACUUGAACCUGCCCAAACCAGACAAGUGGGGAACGUGUCAGCUGGUGGCCUUCUUACAGCAGGUCAUCACUUACAAUGGGUUUUAUGACCACAACCUUGAGUGGGUGGGUCUGGAAGGAGUACAGAUUGUGGCCAGUAUGAAUGCAGGGACAGGACUGGGGCGCCACAAACUGACCACCCGCUUCACCUCCAUUGUCAGAAUCUGCUGCAUUGGAUAUCCAGACAAGGAACAAUUGCAGGCAAUCUAUGGAGCUUACCUGACCCCCAUCCUCAACAGACAACUAGGGCGGCACCCAGUGUGGGGCAACCCAGCCAAGGUGUAUGCCCUGGCUGGAUCCAUGGUGCAGCUGUAUGAACAGUUGAGGUCAAGGUUCACUGUAGAUGACUACAGUCACUACCUGUUCACGCCACGUGACCUGACAAACUGGUGCCUCAGCCUGCUGAGGUACGACCUGAACGCUGGGGCCAAGGAGGGGUCCAGUGACCAUGUGCUAGAGAUCUGGGCGUACGAGGCCCGCCGUCUGUUCAGGGACCGGGUGGUGGGGACCGAGGGACAGAACAAGUUUGACAGCAUCCUCAUGUCCACAGUGAGGGCGGACUGGUCAGCCAACAUCUUUGACAACUUGGACACUGACUACUUUGUAACCUGGGGGGCCCGCCACGAGGAUGGAGGGCCGGCCGUGGCAGCAGGAGCACCUCUACCCUCCACAGGGAAACCCCUGGGGAAAUUGAACACUGAUGAUCUGACUGCAGUUAUAGAGAGAGGACUCAAGCUGUACAGUCGUGAAAACAGAGAUUUGGACAUUUUGAUCUUCAGGGAAGUUUUGGACAACAUUGCUAGAGUGGACAGAGUCCUGACUCUCCCAGGGGGGUCCCUUCUGAUGGCAGGGAGGAGUGGGGUGGGGCGUAGAACCGCUGUUCUACUAGUGGCUCACAUGCAUCAGAUGCACUUGUUCUCUCCCAAAGUCUCCCGUGCCUAUGGCAUGAAGCAGUUCAAGAAUGAUCUAAAAACUGUGAUGCAGCUGGCUGGGAUUGAGGGUGAGCAAGUGGUGCUCCUCCUGGAGGACCACCAGUUUGUAGAGCCUCAAUUCCUGGAGAUGAUCAACAGCCUCCUGUCCUCAGGCGAGGUGCCUGGGCUGUACUCCCCCGAGGAGCUGGAGCCUCUACUCUCACCCCUCAGGGACAUGGCCUCAGAGGCAGGGUUCAGGGGAACUCUCAUCAACUUCUUUGCUUCCAGAAUCAAGACCAAUCUGCACAUUGCCAUGAUCAUGGACUGCAGUAACAACUCAUUUACCCUGAACUGUGAGAGUAACCCCGCCCUGUACAAGGAGUGUGCGGUCCAGUGGAUGGAGUCCUGGAGUCGCGACUCAAUGGUCAAGGUGCCCUACAUGCUGUUGACAAAGCCCCCAAAGAUAGAAGGGGCCAGCAUUGGGGAGAAGAAGCGACACCAGAGGAAGUUAUCAGGGGGAGAGGAGUUGUUGAAGUGUUUCCUCCACGUUCACGAGUCCUGUAUCCAAGCCAACAUGGGGGCCACUCCGCGGCGCUACAUCGCCUUCCUCAACACCUACCAGACCGUUUACAGCAAUAAGAAGGCCGGGGUGGAGAAACGCCAGCACCAUCUACAGGCUGGUGUAUCCAAACUGAAUGAAGCCAAACAGUUAGUGGAUGAACUGAAGAGGAAGGCUGGGGAGCAGAGUGUGUUACUAGCAGAGAAACAGGCUGAGGCCGACACAGCACUGAGGGAAAUUACGAUCAGCAUGCAGAAUGCCAGUGACCAGAAGAACGAGAUGGAGGAACUGAAGAGACAGGCGGCAGAGGAAGACAAAGUCCUGCAGACCAGGAAAAAGGCCAUCGACCGAGAGCUCGCAGAGGUAGAGCCUCUGGUGCAGGCAGCAAAGUCUGCCGUGGGCAACAUCAAAACGGAAUCACUGUCCGAAAUCCGCUCUCUCAGGGCCCCACCAGACACCAUCAGGGACAUCCUGGAGGGGGUGCUCAGGCUGAUGGGAAUCUUUGAUACCUCCUGGGUCAGCAUGAAGAGUUUCUUGGCCAAGAGAGGAGUAAAGGAAGAAAUUCAGACUUUUGAUGCCAGGAAGAUUACUCCUGAAAUCAGGAAAGGAGUGGAGGCCCUCAUCAGGAAAAGCAAGGACUCUUUCGAACCAGCGGCUGCCAAAAGAGCAUCAGUUGCAGCAGAGCCCCUGGCAGCGUGGGUGAAAGCCAACGUUCAGUUCUCUUAUGUACUGGAAAGGAUUGAGCCUCUGGAAAAUGAACAGAAUGAACUCAUCAGGAAUUUGAAGAAAGCAGAAUCCAGAAUGGACAAACUGAAGAGGGCUCUUGAUGAAGUGGAUGCCAAAGUGGCCUCCCUUAGAAACAGAUUUGAGACCCUGACCAAGGAAGCUGCUGAGCUGAAGAUAAAGCUGGACAAGGAGAACGAAACGAUCCAGGCGGCAGAGACUCUAGUCACCAAACUGGAGGGGGAGUACCAGAGGUGGAGCCGACAGGUCGGAGAACUCUCAGAUGAGUUAAAGGAACUUCCUAAAAGAGCUCUGUUGGCCUCGGCGUUUAUCACUUACCUGGCCCAGGCACCCGAGGAUGUACGAAGAAACUUUAUGAACACUUGGUCUGAAGCCCUAGGGGUGCAGCAUUUUGACUGCCGCCGAUUUCUCAGCACAGAGAGUGAACAGCUGAUUUGGAAAUCUGAGGGUCUGCCAUCAGACGAACUAUCCAUGGAGAAUGCCCUGGUUAUAUUGCAGAUCAAUGAUAUACCAGCAGGGAGUACACAAAGGCCAUUCUUGAUUGACCCGUCCUCUAGAGCUACUGAUUGGCUGAAAUUUCACCUCAAAGAUCAACGACUGGAGGUCAUCAACCAACAGGAUGCCAACUUUACAACAGCCCUGGAAUUGGCUGUCAGGUUUGGGAAAACUUUGAUCAUACAAGAAGUGGAUGGAGUAGAGCCGAUCCUGUAUCCAUUGCUGCGUGGUGACCUCGUAUCUCAAGGUCCCAGGUUUGUGGUUCAGAUUGGUGAGAAGUCGAUCGACUACAACGAAGAGUUCCGCCUCUUCCUGACCACAAGGAACCCCAACCCUGAGAUUCCCCCUGAUGCCUUCUCCAUUGUAACUGAGGUCAACUUCACCACCACCAGAGCUGGACUCACAGGACAGUUGCUGGCAGCCACCAUACAAAAUGAAAAGCCGGAGCUGGAGGUGAGAAAGACAGAGUUAUUGAAGACGGAGGAAGAUCUAAAGAUCCAGCUGGCCAAGAUGGAGGAAUCACUACUGGAGGAACUGGCCAAUGCUAAAGGAAACAUUCUGGAGAACAAGGAACUGCUGGACUCACUGAACAAGACCAAGGCCAGCAGUAUCACUAUAUCAGACUCGCUGACCGAGUCUGUCCGUCUACAAGCCUCACUCGACCAGGAGAGGAACACCUACCUACCGCUGGCGGAGAGCGGCAGCAGGAUGUACUUUGUGAUCAGUGAUCUCGCCAAGAUCAACAACAUGUACAGGUUCAGUCUGGCCGCCUUCCUCCGGAUCUUCCAGAAAGCUCUCAAGACCAAACAGGAUGGUAGUGGAACCGACCAUAGAAUUAAAGCCCUGACACAGAGGCUACAGAACCUGGUGUAUGAAUAUGUCUGCCGCUCCCUGUUCAAAGCCGACCGCCUCAUGUUUGCCCUUCACAUGGUGCAUGGAAUGAAACCAGAACUAUUUGAGGAAAAUGAGUGGGAGGGGUUUACUGGUACUUUGGUGUCGGAAAUGAAGGCGGACGGAGGUCGAGGAAUGCCAUCAUGGAUAGAUCAGGAGAGACAAACGGCUGUGACCAACCUCAAGACCAACUUCCCAAAGCUGUACCAAGUGUUGAACUUUGAUGACGGUUCAUUGUGGUCAAGUUUCUCCCGCAGUAAUGAGUGCGAGAAGGAGUUCCCGUCGGUGAUAGAAAAGAGAAUCAGUCUGUUCCAGCAGCUACUGGUCGUACAGGCUGUCAGGCCUGACAGACUCCAAACCGCCAUGGGACUGUUCGCCUGCAAGGCUCUAGGCAUGAAGGAGCUCUCUCCACCCUCUGUGAAUCUCAAGCGACUCCUGGAGACAGAGACUUUACCCUCAGAGCCCAUUCUGAUCAUUAUCUCCCCUGGUGCUGACCCCUCACAGGAGUUACAGGACUUGGCAGAACAGACCAUAGGUGGCGACAAAUACCAUCAGGUUGCCAUGGGUCAAGGCCAAUCAGAUAUAGCUAUGCAGUUGCUGAGGGAGUGUUCUCAGAAUGGAGAAUGGCUGUGUCUAAAAAACCUCCAUCUUGUAACAGCCUGGCUGCCACAACUUGAGAAAGAAAUAAACACUUUGAAGCCACAUGAUGACUUCAGACUCUGGUUGACUGCAGAAGUUCACCCAAAAUUCCCAACAAUUCUCCUGCAGAGCAGCUUGAAAAUUACCUAUGAGGCUCCUCCUGGAGUGAAGAGGAACCUGAUGAGGACCUACGAGUCCUGGAACCCUGAGUACAUCAGUAAGUCGGGCAGUGUCCUCCGGGCCCAGGCUCUGUUUGCCCUCGCCUGGUUCCAUGCUGUCGUACAGGAGAGGAGAAUGUACAUCCCACAGGGUUGGACGAAGUUUUAUGAGUUCUCAUUGUCUGAUUUGAGAGCGGGAGCAGACAUCAUUGACAGACUAAUCAAAACAGGCACGGACCAGGAAUGGAAGUUUGUACACGGACUGUAUGAAUUCGCUAUCUAUGGUGGCAGGGUAGACAACACUUUUGAUUUGAGAGUGAUGGUGUCCUAUCUCAGACAAUUUUUUGAUGGUAACACAUUGAGUCAGGGCCGAAAUAAAAGACUGGGACCGUUACGACUACCCACAUCCACAAACUUUAGGGAUUAUGUGGAAGCCAUUGAAGAACUUCCAGAGUUUGAUAAGCCGUCCUACUUUGGUUUACCAGAGAAUAUAGAGAGGUCAGCACAGAGAAUUAUAAGUAACCAGGUCAUAGGUCAACUCAAGGUCCUACAGAGGGCAGAUGCCAAGGCCAACAAGUUUGAUAAAGAAAUCUGGGCCACUGAACUUGGGCCUAUACUUAACUUGUGGAAAAAACUCAAUCAAGGUUCUCAGCUGAUCAACUCUAAGAUCAAGCCUCCCAGCGAUAAGACCGGCCAGGAGGCCCCCAUCAUCUCCUUCAUCAAGCUGGAGCAGUACAACGCCAUCAAGCUGGUGCAGAGUAUCCACCAGUCCCUGGCCUCGCUCAGUAAGAUCAUCCGCGGCACCAUGCUGCUGACCAAGGAAGUCCAGAACCUGGCAGCCGCUCUCCUCAAUCAGGAGACUCCCCUAGACUGGCAGGGUAAAUGGGAUGGACCUGAGGACCCCAUGCAGUACCUGCGGGGACUGGUCACCCGGGCCACAGCCAUCCAGACCUGGGUGGACAAAGCAGACCACGGAAACUUACUGCGGGACACCCUGGACCUGUCCGACCUCUUCCAUCCAGACACUUUCCUCAAUGCUCUACGACAGCAGACAGCUAGGGAGGUAGGGUGUUCCAUGGACAGUUUGAAGUUUGCUGUGAGUUGGAGAGGUGGGGUGCAGGGAGCCAAGACCCAAGUGAAGGUUGGGGGUCUACAGCUGGAGGGUUGUAGCUUUGACGGAGCGCGACUCUCGGAGAACCAGCGGGACUCUCCCAGUGUGUCUGCUGUCCCACCCUGUCAGGUCGCCUGGAUCCCUAAAGAUGCACCAGAUCCGUAUGGUAUGGAUGAUGUGAUCUCUAUUCCUGUGUAUACAAGCAGUGAAAGGGACCACAUUGUGACCCGCAUGGACCUUCCGUGUGGUGGCAACCAGUCUCUGUGGCUCCAGUGUGGUGCUGCUCUCUUCCUGAAGAGCACAUAGACAGACGGGGGCAAUCUCACUGACUUUUGUAAUUGUGUUUAUUUAUUUGUGUCUCUAUUUAUUGUGACUGAAACUGGAAAGACUUUAUGUGGUUAGAUUUACAAACUCACGACUCGUGAUUUUGAUAGAAAUUAUUCUUAGUUAAGGUUGUAAUAUCUAAAUUGAAUUGGAAACUAUGUUUUUGAAAUGUAUGUCAAUCCGUCCACUUUCUCUGUGAUCAAACUAGAUGUGAUUAUAUUUUUUUGUAUUUUAUGAAGUGCAUCAUUAACUGUGAUAAUGUGAAAGGCACAUAGUAAUAUUUUGAAGCUAUUGAAUGUUCAAAUUCAUGGUAUUAAACUGUAAACUCAAAGGAAACAA
Molecule: messenger RNA, 13356 nt
Organism: Magallana angulata
Lineage: Eukaryota; Metazoa; Mollusca; Bivalvia; Ostreida; Ostreidae
Product: cytoplasmic dynein 2 heavy chain 1-like
Exons: 75
Coding region: 82-12999 (4305 amino acids)
Biological process (GO): microtubule-based movement
Cellular component (GO): dynein complex
Molecular function (GO): dynein intermediate chain binding; ATP binding; dynein light intermediate chain binding
Source: RefSeq, a predicted model, not a curated record